UCCCCACUCCCUCACCCUGGGGUGCUGGGCCGCAGGUGCGGGCGGCCGGAUCCUCCGGGUUCCUGCCGGAAAGUACAGGUUUGUGUUUUUCAGCCGCGGGAACGCGCUUGGGCCCGGUUUUCGGAGGGGGGCGGGGAGGGGCCUGCGGCUUGCGGCCCCGCCCCCUUCUCCGGCUCGCCCCCGGGCGAGUCGGUCAGCCUCCCGCUCCGGCCGGCUCCGGGGCCGCGUCCCCCGGGCCACUCAGCGACUAAGGCCCGAGCUUCUGCUCGCAGGUGUCGGCGUGCGGCCCCUGGGCACAGCCUGCUUCGGCCCCAUGGUAGGUUUCGGGGCCAAUCGGCGGGCCGGCCGCCUGCCUUCCUUCGUCUUGGUGGUGCUGCUGGUGGUGAUUGUCGCCCUAGCCUUCAACUACUGGAGCAUCUCCUCCCGCCACGUCCUGCUUCAGGAAGAAGUGGCCGAGCUGCAGAGUCAGGUCCAGCGGACCGAGGUGGCCCGCGGGCGCCUGGAAAAGCGCAAUUCCGACCUCUUGCUCUUAGUGGACUCGCACAAGAAGCAGAUCGACCUGAAGGAGGCUGACUACGGCCGUCUCAGCAGCCGGCUGCAGGCGAGGGAAGGCCUGGGGAAGAGAUGCGAGGAUGACAAGGUUAAACUUCAGAACAACAUAUCAUAUCAGAUGGCAGACAUACAUCAUUUAAAAGAACAACUUGCUGAACUUCGUCAGGAGUUCCUUCGACAAGAAGAUCAGCUUCAGGACUACAGGAAGAACAAUACUUACCUUGUAAAGAGAUUAGAAUAUGAGAGCUUUCAGUGUGGACAACAAAUCAAGGAAUUAAGAGCACAGCAUGAAGAAAAUAUUAAAAAGUUAGCUGACCAGUUUUUGCAGGAACAAAAGCAGCUGGCUCACAAAGUUCAAUCAAAAGGUGAAAUUGAAUUGGGCAUAAGCAAUUAUGCAGUACCGAACAAUGUUCAAAAACAAGCUGAGAGUGUUGCAGAUAAGAAUGAAGAACCCUCAAGCAAUCAUGCUUCACAAGGAAAAGAUCAGAUCAAACGAGGAGGUGAUGCAGGAAUGCCUGGAAUAGAAGAGAAUGACAUUGCAAAAGUUGAAGAUCUUCCCACUGCUUUAAAGAAACCCCCUAUUUCUGUUUCUCAAUUUGAAAAUAACCAAGCAAUCUCCCAUCUUCCAACUGGACAAUCUCUCUCCUCAAAUUUGGUUCCAGAUUCUCAUGUGAAUCUCAAUGGAAACCCCGGUACCUCAAAACAGAACCCUUCAAAUGUUCUUCAGCGUUUAAUUCCAGGCCCAAAGUUGGAAAAUGAACCGAGAAUUCAAGCAGAUAUACUAAAGCAUGCCACCAGGGAUAGAGUUGGUGAUUUCCAUAAGUUGAAGCAAAGCCGAUUCUUUGAUGAGAAUGAAUCCCCUGUUGAUCCGCAACAUGGCUCUAAACUGGCGGAUUAUAAUGGGGAUGAUGGUAACGUAGGUGAGUAUGAGGCAGACAAGCAGGCUGAGCUGGCUUACAAUGAGGAAGAAGAUGGUGAUGGUGGAGAGGAAGACGUCCAAGCCAACAGUGUUCAAGACUUCCUCUUGGCUCUACACUCAAGGAUCAUACUUGACAAUGCUCAGGAGGACCAUAUGGCCUUCUGGGGAAAGAACUCAGGUCAGCUAUGUGCAAAGCAAGCACCCUACCGGCUGUACUAUCACUCUGGCUCCUUGGUAGCACUUCUAUAAAGAUGAUGAAGAACGAGAACUUCAGAUAGAUCCUGCCGACUAUGGAAAACGUUUCAAUGAUGUUCUUUAAGUCUAAAAAGAAAAGUUCAGAAAACCUAAAGUGCUGUAAAAUGGAGUAAUUUCUACUUUGUUGUUUUCACUUUUGUUGUAAAGAACAGUUGCAUCAAUUGUAAAGAUACAUUGAGAUAGACUUAAGAAAAAAAUUUAAUGAUGGAGAAUACCCAUGUACAUAUGUGAACUUUUUCAUAUUGUAUUGUCAAAGAAGAGACUUUGGGUUAUGAUACAGUUGAGCCAAAAAAAAAGUAAGCAAAACUGUAAUCUUUGCAUUUAAAGCAAACUAAUGUAUAAUUUACAUUUUUUUUAAUCUUAAUUCUUUCCACAGAUGGACAAACAGGAAAAUAUGGGUGUACAGUUUAUAUAUUGCACAUAGAAUAUUCACAGUGAGAACAGUUCCUCCACUGAAAAAAAUUUUAUAUACUAAUAUAUUAUUAUUAGUCCAACAGGAAUUAUUGACAUCCCCCGCCCAUCUCAUAAUAUUCAAGAGUUAUACCUAUAAUAGUCACAGAAACAGAAGAACCAGGUUGCCAAACACUGGGCUGUACGUGUGCAGAAUUCCUUCCCUGCUUAUAUCUGACAUGAGUGCUGGUAUAUUUCGGAAAAUAAUCUUUCUGGUGAGGUCUAAUGGAGGAUGAGAUAAUCUGCAAAGAUAAAACAAUAUUUAUAAGUUAUACCUUAAGUUCCUGAAGUUGUGAAAUGCAUGAUUGACAAUAUAUUUUUGAUUUUUGAUUUUUUCACAUAAUGCCAGUCCUAUGAUGAGAACUGGCUAAAAUAUUAAUAUCUUGAGUUAAAAUUGGUGGACAUGUUUAUGAUUUAAAUGCCGAAUUUUUUUUAAAAGGCUAAAAUCAACUUUGAAAUGAAUCUACAAUCAGUAUUUCAAAGUUUCUCUGGUAGUUUUAGUGUUGAGUAGACUUUCGGAAGUACUAAAUAAGGAGUUUUAACAGAUUUUUAUUAAUGCACAGAUAAAUAGAAGUACAGUGAGUUCUACAGCCAUUUUAUUAAAAUAGCUUAAAAGUUUGUAAUAAAGAUGAAGAAUCUUUGUAAUUACUUAAUAUGUUAGUUAAGAACCCAUAAGCUUCAUAUUUGCUAGACUUACAAAAUUAUUUUAAAUGCAUUUGUCUUUUUGACACUAUUCAGUAGAAUGUGUAAGCUAGCUAAUCCUUGUGUUCUACUUUAAGACAUUUUCAAUCUUACCAUUGCCCCUCCCCCAAAAAAGUCUUAAUUGUAAGGAGAAAUUUGGAUUGUUAACUGUUUUACAGAAGAGAUGCUGUUAAUUGCAUAUAAAUACACAGUCCCUGUACUCAGGUUUAGUAAAAAUCAGAAGUUUAGAAGUGAGAACAAUUGUUCCCUCUUGGAGGCACAAAAAAUUCUCAGAAUACAGUUUGAAAAUUAUUUAGUGACCAGGAAAAGGUGAAGUAAUUUACUAAAUUGUUUUUUCUACCAUAUAAAAAAGAAAUAAGCCUUUGCUAUCAGUAGAGUAGGGCCUACCCUGAAUAGGUAUGUUAAUUCUUUUUUUUUUUUAAUUGAGUUAAAGGGAAUUAUUGUGUACCUUUCAGGUGUUAGUGUAGGAAGAUGAAUCUAAAAAGUACUCCUAGAGUAAUACUUUAUAAAAUACUGUAAAAUAUUUUCAUGAAAACCAUGAACUUUUUUGCCUUAGUUCUUUUGUCAUAAAAACAAUUAUUUGGUUUAAAGCAAAAUUUCUCCAAUUAGCAUUCUAGAAAUUUUAUAAACUGAAAAAUCUUGGACCAAUUGAUAAUAUGUCUGACUGUAUUAACAUUUUAGUGCUAUAAAACAUGUGAAUCUCUUAAAAUUCUGACAUUCUACAAUCUGUAUUAAAUAUGUUGGUUUUAUAAUGUUUUGCUUCUGCCUUAAGAUUUAGGUUUUUUUAAAUGUAUUUUUGCCCUGAAUUAAGUGUUAAUUUGAUGGAAACUGGUUUUAAAAUCAUCCCUUACUGGGUUCUAAUAAAUUAAAGAUUAAACUUG
Molecule: messenger RNA, 3759 nt
Organism: Sorex araneus (European shrew)
Lineage: Eukaryota; Metazoa; Chordata; Mammalia; Eulipotyphla; Soricidae
Gene: GOLM2
Product: golgi membrane protein 2
Exons: 11
Coding region: 314-1720 (468 amino acids)
Source: RefSeq, a predicted model, not a curated record